GGGACAGUCAGGGAAAUAACAUUUUUUUGUUUUGUUUAGGGUGAACCAGGAUUGCCUGGAGAAGAAGGACUGACUGGCCCAAAGGGUAAAAAAGGCCAAGCAGGUGUCAAAGGGGAGAAGGGGGAGCCUGGAGAAAUGGGGCCGAAGGGACUUCAAGGAAUUGCUGGUCUUCCAGGAAUGGUGGGGCAGAAAGGAGACCAAGGAAGUCAGGGCUUUCCAGGUGCUCCGGCCAUGGGGGGGAAUGUAGGUUUAUCCGGCAAACCUGGCCCAAAGGGGGAAAUGGGUCCGAGGGGAGAGAAAGGUGAACCAGGAAUACCUGGGAAACCAGGAGAGACCGGACUAAGAGGUAAAGAUGGAGAAGCAGGCGCCCCAGGAGAGAGAGGAAUCCAGGGACCUUUCGGGCUUCCGGGACGUCGCGGAGAACAGGGGAUCAAAGGCGAGAUGGGAGAACCGGGAAAGGAUGGGAAGCCUGGGCCGCCCGGGUCACCUGGAAGCAUCGUGUCAUCUCUGGAGAACAGCAUCACCAACAAAGGCGAUAAGGGAGAUCCAGGGGAAACAGGCCUGAAAGGAGAGAGAGGCCCUCCAGGUCCCAGGGGGCCGGAUGGUCUCCCAGGGCCUGCAGGUGGGACUCCGCUGGAUAACAUGUCAGAAAAGGGGACAAAAGGGGAAAAGGGAGAUCCUGGUCCACCCGGCAAAGGAGUGGAGAUCAAGGAUCUGGAGAGACUUUUUGAAGCCUAUGGGAUCAAGCUGGCGCUGCUGAAGGAACUGACCGAUCUGCUCCUGAGGGAUGGGCUUGAAGCGCUGAUCCAGGGGCGAGCCAGCUCCGGGAAAGGCAAGCCUGCCAAGAAAAAGGAGGGAUCUACGCAAGCUACGAACUAUGCUGCUUCGUUGAAGUAUGAUUUUUCUAGCGACCCUCUUACCAGUAUAGCAGUCACUGAAGAAGACCUGAGUAUUGAUGUCGGGCAUCAGCUUACAGUUCCAGCAGCUGUAGGACAAUCUACUAAGGAUGUAACAGGUCAGAAGAAACCUCUGGUUGAUGGGACAACAGCCAUCAGUCCUGGUGACUACACCGAGGUGGAAGUAAUGGGGAGUUCCAGCCCACCCUACUCCUGA
Terrapene triunguis (Three-toed box turtle) is the source of this 1113-nucleotide messenger RNA. RefSeq names its product collagen alpha-1(I) chain-like. Lineage: Eukaryota; Metazoa; Chordata; Testudines; Emydidae. The transcript is spliced from 20 exons. The record is from RefSeq and is a predicted model, not a curated record. Bases 136 to 1113 code for a protein of 325 amino acids.